This is a messenger RNA of Fonsecaea monophora, 1380 nucleotides long. RefSeq names its product acyl-CoA dehydrogenase. The transcript is spliced from 5 exons. Gene Ontology annotation, molecular function: flavin adenine dinucleotide binding; oxidoreductase activity, acting on the CH-CH group of donors. Bases 1 to 1380 code for a protein of 459 amino acids. The record is from RefSeq and is a predicted model, not a curated record. NCBI's taxonomy places the organism in Eukaryota, Fungi, Ascomycota, Eurotiomycetes, Chaetothyriales, Herpotrichiellaceae.
AUGGCACCUGCGUCGUCGCGAAUACCUGCGCUCCUACGCGACCAGAUCAGCCAUCGAGCAAGGAAGACUUUGGACGCGACUGCAUCUCGCUCUUCAACUGACACUCCGAUCCCGCACCCAGGCGUCCCGGCCGAAUCGGUUUUCGAAGCACAGCUGAAUACUCGGGAGAAUGGGCGCUGGACGAAUCCACCCGUGCUGGAGGACCUGAAAAGGAGCGCUCGCUCGCUCGGCCUGUGGAACUUGUUUCUCUCGACGCAUUCCGAGGGUGCUGGAUAUACCAAUUUGGAAUACGCCCUCAUGGCCGAGUGCCUUGGAAUGUCGCGGCUCGCUCCAGAGGCAACAAACAAUUCCGCCCCGGAUACCGGCAACAUGGAAAUCCUGGCAAACUAUGGUACCCCUGAACAGAAGCGACGAUGGCUCGAGCCCUUGCUGAAGGGCGAGAUUCGAUCGGCCUAUGUCAUGACGGAGCCGAAUGUGGCGUCCAGUGACGCGACAAACGUCCGUCUGAGCAUGGCCAGGGACGGAGAUCAUUAUGUACUGAAUGGAUCGAAAUGGUGGAUCAGCAGUGCUGGAGAUCCACGUUGCAAAAUCUACAUCGUUAUCGGCAAGACGAAUCCGAGUCACCCAGACAAAUACAAACAACAAUCCAUGAUCAUCGUCCCUGCCGACACGCCAGGAAUCAAAGUCACUCGACUCCUGUCAGUGUAUGGCUUCGACGACGCUCCACUGGGUCACGGCCAUCUCACCUUCAACAACGUGCGCGUGCCCGCCUCGAACAUGCUCUUGGGAGAAGGACGAGGAUUUGAGAUCAUGCAAGGUCGCAUGGGCCCCGGUAGGAUUCAUCAUGCCAUGCGGUGUAUUGGUUUCGCUGAGCGCGCUCUGGACUGGAUGUUGAGCAGGGCAAACGACAAGAAUAAACAGCCAUUUGGCAAGGUACUCAGCGAACAUGGUGCCAUGGUGGAAAAUAUUGCUCGCUGCCGGAUCGAGAUCGACGCCGCACGACUCGUCGUGCUCAAUGCGGCCGCCAAAAUUGACCAGGUCAAAGCGAAAGGGGCGAUGAAGGAAAUCGCCGAGGCCAAAAUCUUCGUUCCCCAAGUGACUUGUACCGUCAUUGAUCGCGCCAUCCAAGCGUUUGGUGCCGAGGGGGUGUCUCAGGAUACACCUUUGGCCGCCAUGUGGGCGGCUGCCAGGAUUGUCCGCAUCGCCGAUGGCCCGGAUGAGGUGCAUCUGCGGCAGCUCGGUCGCAACGAGAAUAAGAGAGCGGCUGCUGUGCAAGCUCUGCUCGAUGACCAAAAGGGCCGAACCAACAGCAUGUUGGAAUGGUACGGGGUACAGGACCCUUUGGGGGCAAUACAAGUCCCACGAGCGUCAAAACUGUGA